CUUACGUAGUUGUCAGAAUGGCACUUGGCAGAAUGAAAAAUGUCCUAAUAAUAUAACCUAAAAAUUUUUAAUUACAAACCCGAUACGGUCAUUUUAAUUGUAUAAUCUAAUAAAUUACAUUUUCCUUUCUACGAAAUGACCUCGACUGUUAUAAAGUAUGUUGGAAGAACAACCGAUUUUAAAGGAAAGACUCUUUGGGAAAUCGUUGGGAGUUUGAAAAACCAAGGUGUUGGGAGAAUCAUUGUGCGAUCAGUUUUCGAAAGAUACCCAGAGCCUAGUUUUAUGAAGAUUGUUAAAGUUGAAACUUGUCCUGAUGAGGAACGACGUAGAGUAAGAAUAUGGGUUGAGAAAACAUUUAGAGGUCGCAAAAUGCCGAAUUUGACAGAAAUAUAUCGUACAUCUUACAAGCCUGAUUACAAACUUAUACCUAAGAAUGAGGAGGCUAAACUGCUGGCCAGUGUUAAGGAAGUGCACGACUAUCCUGAGGUGAUUCUACCAAGAAAUAUUGAGAUGCCGCCACUAAUGAAGAAAUUUAUUAUCAAGGAUCAUGAAAAGAAAGGACUGGAGGUGAUGACAGACUUCACAAUGCCAAUAGCCUACAACUACAGUCCGAACAGAGUCAAAAGAAUAGCUAAACCUGACGAAAAGCCAACUGUACAAUUUUCUAUGGGCCUUGGUACACCUGCCAGUCCUUCACUCUAUGAGGGAGUGCCACUAAGUUAGAGAAAACAAGAAACCAAUAUUACAUGUGUAUUUUAUUAUAGAUAAUAUUAUAGAGCAAUAAAGUAGUUGAUUACAAUUUAUGUACAUA
Messenger RNA from Spodoptera litura, 811 nucleotides. It is a transcript of the gene mRpS34, whose product is annotated as mitochondrial ribosomal protein S34. Lineage: Eukaryota; Metazoa; Arthropoda; Insecta; Lepidoptera; Noctuidae. The record is from RefSeq and is a predicted model, not a curated record. Gene Ontology annotation, molecular function: structural constituent of ribosome. Gene Ontology annotation, cellular component: mitochondrion.